AUGAACCAGAAGAUGAUGAAGUUGGAGAAUCUGCUGCGAUUUCACGGUGUUUGUAGGCGGCUGCACAGCCUGCGUCAAAGGAGAACGUUGGUGCAUUGGAGACCUGGCCACCCAGUAUGGACAGCUCCACCGCCUGGCCAGCCCUGGCAGACAGACACACUUAAUGGGGCUGCUUUAUCUCAGUAUAGGUUUCUAGUGACAAAGAAGGAAGGAAACCCAAGGAGAUCUCUGUUACCUUUGACGAACUCUAAGAAGGAGGUGGAGGUUUGGCUGGGGAUGACUGUGGAGGAGCUGGCCCGAGCGAUGGACAGAGACUUGGAUUGUGUAUAUGAAGCUUUACUGAACACCACUAUUGACCUGGAUUCUCUAGAAGCCAACUCACGUUUAGAUGAAGCCUGCAUCAAAGAAGUAAUAAAGAAGACAGGGAUGAAAUUUAAAUGGAACAAGUUAAAACAAGACAAAGUCAGGGAAAAUAAAGAUGUUGUACGAAGGCCCCCGGCAGAUCCGGCUUUGUUAACCUCAAGGUCCCCAGUUGUUACUAUAAUGGGCCAUGUUGAUCAUGGAAAAACGACGUUACUUGACCAACUUCGAAAAACUCAAGUGGCCGCAAUGGAAGCUGGAGGCAUCACUCAGCACAUUGGCGCCUUUCUUGUCUCUCUGCCUUCCGGGGAAAAGAUCACCUUUCUUGAUACCCCAGGACACGCGGCCUUUUCUGCGAUGAGGGCCCGAGGCGCCCAGGUCACUGACAUUGUCAUACUGGUGGUAGCAGCAGAUGACGGUGUGAUGAAGCAAACGGUAGAAUCUAUUCAGCACGCCCAAGAUGCCCAAGUUCCUAUUGUCCUUGCCAUAAACAAAUGUGACAAAGCUGACGCUGACCCUGAAAAGGUGAAAAAAGAGCUGCUGGCUUACGAUGUGGUGUGUGAAGACUAUGGGGGCGACGUCCAAGCAGUGUCUGUCUCUGCGCUUACGGGCGAUAACCUGAUGGCUUUGGCAGAAGCAACAACUGCUCUUGCAGAAAUGUUGGAACUGAAGGCCGAUCCCACUGGUCCUGUGGAAGGCACUGUCAUAGAGUCUUUCACAGACAAAGGAAGAGGUCCAGUCACUACGGCAAUAAUUCAAAGAGGAACUUUGAGGAAAGGCUCAAUUUUGGUUGCGGGAAAGUGUUGGGCAAAAGUCCGCACCAUGUUUGAUGAGAACGGCAGGACCAUGCAGGAGGCCUGCCCCAGCAUGCCCGUGGGGAUAGUGGGCUGGAGGGACCUCCCUGCGGCCGGAGACGAGAUCCUUGAAGUGGAAUCUGAGGCAAGGGCGCACGAAGUUGUUAACUGGAGGAAGUAUGAGCAGGAACAGGAGAGAAAUAAAGAUGAUCUUAAACUAGUCGAAGAAAAGCGAAAGGAACACCAAGAAGCACAUCGCAAAGCGCGGGAGAAGUACGGCAGUGUGCACUGGAAGGAAAGGUCGUAUUUAAAAUACCAGGAGAGAAAGGAACACACCUCCGGAAAGCAAAAAGAAAGAGUAGAAAGAGACUUACAUGUACUUCCUAUAAUCAUUAAAGGUGAUGUUGACGGUUCUGUCGAAGCCAUUUUGGACAUUAUCGAUACCUAUGAUGCUUCAGACGAGUGUAAACUAGAAUUAGUCCAUUUCGGAGUGGGUGACAUCAGUGAAAACGAUGUGAACCUUGCAGAAACGUUUGGUGGCAUCGUAUACGGCUUCAAUGUGAAUGCAAGCAACGUUCUCCUAAAGUCAGCAGAGAAAAAGCAAGUCAAGAUUAAGCUUCACAAAAUCAUUUAUCGUCUUGUUGAAGAUUUACAGGAGGAGCUGAGCAGUAGGCUGCCCUGUGUCAUAGAAGAACAGCCAGUAGGUGAGUGUUCACUGAAUGCCGCCCUGAAACAAGGCAAGAAGAAAGUUCCUGUGGCUGGCUGCAGAGUCCAAAAGGGACAGUUAGAGAAAAGAAAGAAAUUUAAACUAAUCCGCAGUGGACACGAAGUUUGGAAGGGUUCAUUAAUCUCAUUGAAGCACCACAAAGAUGAUGUUCCAGUCAUCAAAACUGGAAUGGACUGUGGUCUUAGUGUGGAUGAAGAAAAUAUAGAAUGCGCCUUCUCCGCGCCCGGACCCCCCGCGCGCCCCUGGCCACUACUUGCCUUCCUUGUCCUGGAUCUUGGCCUUCACAUUCUCGAUUGUGUCCGAGGGUUCAACCUGCAAGUUACAAAAAGCCCUAAUGGUCACCGCGCCCCCGCCCGCCCAGCACCCGGCGUCCGAGCGUCCAGGCCGCGGCAGCCCCACCACGUGUCCGCGGAGCCUCGCCGGACCCCCGCGCCCGGGAACCAACCCCGGCGCCCAACUGCGAGCCUGGACCAGCAGGCGGGAGCCCACUCCUCGCCUCGGAACCCAGGCCCCGGCGUGGACCGGGUCUCAGAUCCGGAGCACGUUCCCCGCCCGGGGCCCCCACGCCACCCGGCCCGUACCUCGAGCGUGAUGGUCUUCCCCGUGAGGGUUUUUACGAAAAUCUGCAUCUUGCCGGUGGGCCCACCUGCAAACGGGGGAAACGAAGAGGCCGAUUUAGCCCUAACGCCACAUAAGCCAGGAAAGGAGAAAGUCGCAGGUCCGAGAACGGCCUGGGAGACACACUCACCGCAGACGGCUGAUCGGAAAAGAAGGACGCCGCGCAGGCUCACGGGUUUUUCCGGCCCUGGCCGCAGGCCCCGCCCCUGA
This is a messenger RNA of Elephantulus edwardii (Cape elephant shrew), 2709 nucleotides long. RefSeq names its product mitochondrial translational initiation factor 2 (gene MTIF2). Lineage: Eukaryota; Metazoa; Chordata; Mammalia; Macroscelidea; Macroscelididae. The transcript is spliced from 14 exons. Gene Ontology annotation, biological process: translational initiation. The record is from RefSeq and is a predicted model, not a curated record. Gene Ontology annotation, molecular function: GTPase activity; translation initiation factor activity; GTP binding. Bases 1 to 2709 code for a protein of 902 amino acids.